AUGUUCAUGAGCCGCACGGUACUCUGGACGUUUGCGAUAAACCUGACCUCACACCAGGAGAUGCCUGGACGACAACCUGAAUCCUCGGCAUUGGCUCGCAACGCUCAACUGGCCUUCUGCUGGAUCAACCCGCCUGUUCGGGAACAAUCGAUCAGAACCAGAUAUCUCGACAACCCAACGCUCAACAGCCGGAGCAAAUGA
Messenger RNA from Colletotrichum destructivum, 201 nucleotides. RefSeq lists its product as uncharacterized. The coding region runs from base 1 to 201 and encodes 66 amino acids. The transcript has a single exon. Lineage: Eukaryota; Fungi; Ascomycota; Sordariomycetes; Glomerellales; Glomerellaceae. The record is from RefSeq and is a predicted model, not a curated record.